AACAUUGACCGUAUCAGGGUUUAGCUCGCGUAGUGAAGACAUACGCGGAUAACAUGACAGCCUCUUAUAAAUUAAAAGUUCUUCCUCCGGAAAAUCCGCGAGCUUUAAUAAAACAAAAAUCCUCGCAAACUUAAAGAAAAUUUGGUGGUAAAUUUUGUUUUAUUUUUUUUUUUAAUUAUGAGUAUUUCUCAGGACAGUGCAGCGACUAUCGUCUGUCGCGAGGUCUUUGACGAGGCCUCGCACCCUUCCAAUGAGGAGGUUAUCGAUUACGCAAAGCGUAUUGGAAUCAACCCAAUAACGGAACCACACCUCCUUGAUCUUGCGCGUGAAGGGUUGAUGGCACCCUUGCCGAAAGGCUGGAGCCCUUGCUUCCACGAGAUCUUCGAGACCUGGUACUACUACGAGGCCUCGACGGGGACCACUACCUGGGAACACCCCCUUGAUGGAAAGUACAAGGAGCUCGUCAAGACGGCGAGAGCUUCUCAGAGCCGACAGCAGAGUCUUGACGAUGACUCGAAAACAUUCGCCAAGGAUCUGGAAUCCCACGAGGAGGCGACGAUCCCCACGGAGCCGCCCCCAUCAAAGCUCCCCCCGACGAAAAUCCCCACAAAGCUGGCGCCGCUCAGGAAGUCCGUGAGUGACAUGGGGAAGCGCAAGGACCACAGAAGGUCCACCAGCGAGGCCAGACUGACCGAACGCUCCGCCAGGGACUACACGAACCUCCAGUACCAGGACCCGAGGUUCUACGAGUCUCCGAAGCUGCUGAGCCCCGAGGGGGAGCUCAACCUCAGAGAAAUUGUCAAGCGCUCGGAAUCUAUGAGCCCCAGGUAUGAGAAGGACUGGGAGCAGUUGUCAAGUAAGUUCAGCUCCGAGGAGAACGUCAUCGACAUCGACAAGCUCAGCGCCAGCUCGCUGACCAAGAUCGACGGCAAGGGUGACCGGUUCGACAAGGAGAAGCAUCCCAGCCAGAUAAUGAGUCGCCAAAAGGAGCUCACUCUCACUGGCGGUGGUUCUAUGUUCCUCAAGAGUAACAGGAGCCGCGAUAACACUCCCAGUCAUGAAGCCGCCAGGUUUGAGGAUUUUCAGAUCAACAGCCUCAGUCUCGAGAGGCCAAAGUCUAUUCUACGAGAAAAGCCGCCUGAAGAUGAUGAUCGACAUACAGAAGAAGAGCGAAAAAGCGUACGCUUUGACCUAGAAAAAGACAAUUUAGACGACAUAAAAUUCACUUACUCAGGAUCUGAGGAUGAGGAUUGGGAUUCUGAAGUGUCAGAGCCAAAAUCAGAGUCCAAAGACGACGCUUUAGAUGACAAACUGGGUGCCAAGGAGCCUAAAAACAAACCAUCUAGCCCUGGAUCAAAAAUGGUUGGCAACCGUUUUCUAGUUCAGGAGGUAUCAGAAUCUGAACACUUGAGCCAGUUGAAGGAAGACCUGGACGACCUGCCGACCAACAAGUUUACAAACAUAAAAAACAUUGACCUGUUCUCAAAAAGCGACACAGACAGCACGCCAAGGACAGGUAAGGACGAUUCCAGAUCCCUGGAAACAGAGGCUCAUCUCAAGAAACUGAGGUCGGACCUCGAGGGGGUGAACAAAGAAAAGGAGAGAAACAAGAGGAAGGACGACGAUGUGAAAAGUGCCAUUACAAGGAAACACGAGAGAGAAAUUCUUGAAUUGAAGAGAGAGCUUGAGGAAAGAGUUGAGAGGACGCGGAAGGAAAUGGAGGCGAGCUUUCUUGAGCAGCGCUCGCAGAUGGAGAAGCUCAUGGAGGGAAAGCUGGAGGAGUUUAAGAGUCAGCUGCUACUGAAGGAGCAGGAGGAGAUCAAUAAUUUGGUCGCUGAAAUGGAUGAGACCAGGAGGAAGAAUUUGGAGAAGGUCAGAAGUGAAUUGGAGGCUUGCUAUGAGAAGGAAAGACAGGAGAUUUUUGUAAAGUUGAAGAAUGAACUGGAUGAGAAGAAGCAGGAGAUGCUGGAGCUCAGGAAUCAUGAGAUCGAGAAGAUGGAGAAUGAGUAUGAUAAGACAAUAGACGAAGAAAAGAACCUCAAGAUGGCUGAACAUGAUUUGGCGCAGAAGCACAAUAUUAAGAUUGAAGAUAUGAAGAAGGACUUGGAGAAGGAGUUUGACGAUUUGAGAAAGAAGCUGAGGGCCGAGCAGAGGGAGAAGAUGACCAAGAUUACAGAAGAGCAUGAAAAGUGCUUGGCUGAAAUUUCCCGGGAUUAUCGCGUUGAGGAAAACAUGGCUCGAAAGGUCUUCAAGCAGAAGCUAGACGAAAUUAGGUCUGAUCUGGCUCGGGAAAUUGACAAGGAGACCAAAAAGAUCUCCGAUCGCGCUACCAGACAGGAUUCCGCGGAUUACGACAAAAUUCGGUGCGAAAAGCGGAUUUUGGAGGACAAGUACAAAACUUUGAAGGACAAGUACUUGAAGUUGAAGAACGACGUGCGUUUGGCGGUAGAAAAGAGGAGUAAACGCAAAGAGGGGCAUACUACUGCUUCCGAAACAGAGAAAUCAGGCUCCACUAGGACCAGGACCGAGAGAACCGAGUCUCUGACUCAGAAUAGAACAUCAUCGAAAAACGUGAGCUCAAGCUCGAAGCCAGAAGUGAACCAGAACCAGAACCAGAACCAGAACCAAAACACCGCAGACAACUCCGAGAGCCAGCAGUCCUUUCAGAGGUUCAGCCACGGAGACUCCAGAAGUGCCAAGUUUGAGUCAGACGACACCACCACCGCCAGCGAGACCAUGAACUCAAACAUCCUCCAGAAAAAAAAGAGCCACGCGAAAAAGACUCCGACAAAACUCCCGUUGAACAACAACAAUAUCGCGGACAAUCCCGUGGAGAAUAUCCGGAAGCAGCUAGAGAAAUUAGAAGACCUAGGUGAUCAAUUACCUACUAAUGAAAAUGCUUAUACGUUGAGAUACCCUUUCCAAGAUAAAGUUCCCGUCAACGCUUCGUCGGAGCUCGAGUUCUUCAGACACCGGAUCCACGUCGAGAGGGACUCCGUGAAGCGCGCCAGAGAAACCUUGAGAGCCCAGAAGAACAUCUUCCAGGGAGUGCAGAAGGCCUGGAAAGAACGCAGUGCUCGAGCCACUUUGGAGCAGCUUGUUCAAGAGGAACGAGAGCUUUCGGAUAUGGAGGUCAGUCUCCAUCGCACCAAGAGUCUUCUUGGUGAAAAGGUUAUUCAUCUCAAGCAUCUCGAGCAGUCAUUAGAGCGCGUUGCCAACGCUAAAAAAAACGAAAAUGAUAUCAGCCCAAUUAAGAGCGAUGAAUUGACUCUCAGUGAUAUCUCCAGCGCUAGCAGCGGCUUUUCUUCUACUGAUCUGGACAAACCCGACUACUAUCAAGAGUCUACGGAAAUAAUUGCCAGUCUUGAGAAUUUGAACUCGGAAAUUCGGGAAAUUUGGAAUGUUCUCAAUAAGCGUAGGGGUAAUAAUGUACCACCACCUCCUAAUUUGGUCGGUUCUGACACCAGAUGGUUUCCUUUUCAGCAUCUUACUACUCAAUCAAAUAAUAUUCAAGGUUUCGGAACUCCGAAUAUUCAAUCAAAUAUUUUGUCACAGCUGACAGCUCACCCGCCGACGACAACGCAGAAUAUAAUUGCUCAAUACGGACCAAAUAGUGGAUUCACGACGAGUGUCGGGACGGUUGACCGCGGGUCUAACUUGAUUGAGCGGACGCGAAACAUGCGAGACUGGUUGAGGCAGGCGCGUGUCGAGACCACAGAUUUAAUCAGCACCGGACAGGCCACUCUAUAACUAUCAGAAUUUUUAUUUUUUAACGACUCUAUUAACGAUUGAUAUUAAUAUUAUCACAGUAGACACGAUAAUUAAUUCGUAGGAAUUUAUUACUCUCCUAAUUGAUAAUUGAUAAUUGAUAAUUGAUAAUUGAUAAUUUAUUAUUGAUGUUGAUAAAUUACAACUAAUCAAUUUAUAUAUUAAUAUAUUAUAUAUUUUAGAUAACUUUUUGGUUGUCCUUGUAAAUUUAUUUGCGUAAUUUGUAAAUAGUGAAUGUUGUACAGGAAAGAGAAAGUAAUUUUUAUGAAAACAAAAAAAUUAUAGUACCUUUGUUUUAUCAUUUUAUAAAUAUAUUUAAUAUAUAAUAUUACAUUUUUUAUUCAUAUAUAUGCCAAAGUAACACGCAAUAUCGGAUAUUGAUUAACUUAAGUUAAUGAACAAUUGGUAAUUAAUAUGACUUUACGGGCAAUUUUAUUAGAAUUUCAAUCUUGAUGCAACAACCAAAUGAUUAAUUGAUGUGAUAAAAAAUAAAAUAAAAGUAUGACAGUAGAUUACUUAAAAUUAAAACGAUCAAAAGUUAAUAUUAAUGAUAAUUAAAAUAAUUGUUAAAAAAAAAUUAUACUCCCACGACAGAUUUAAAAGUAAGUCGUUAUUGUGCUUCCCUUGUUAUUUUUAUUUGUGAUAUCUUCACUCACCUGAUAAAAAUUUUCAAAUAAAUAAAACAUAUAAUUC
Molecule: messenger RNA, 4461 nt
Organism: Cotesia glomerata
Lineage: Eukaryota; Metazoa; Arthropoda; Insecta; Hymenoptera; Braconidae
Gene: Cep164
Exons: 10
Coding region: 178-3750 (1190 amino acids)
Molecular function (GO): protein binding
Source: RefSeq, a predicted model, not a curated record